AUGGGAUCCUCAAACAAAGUCACCAAUGACGCUGAGGGUAACGUCAUGGACAUUGCCCUUGGCUCUCUACGGGCCCGCAAGAUUCCUAUGCUCAAAGUGGAGAAUCGUCUUCACUGGAUCCUUGACGAAAACCUGCGCCCAGCAAUCGUUGUUGGUUAUGGCACAGAUGACCCUGAGAAGAUGUCCAGCAUCCAUCACAUCAUCAAGUUUCACGUUCGCAAGCGCCCCAUUUUCAAUGUGGUCUCUGCCAUGGUUGAUUAUGCUGUCAAGCACACCAGAGUCGCUACGCCAAACGUAGUGAUCUACGAUGACAAGAUCCCAGGCCACGACAUCAUGAGCGCCAGAAACUUUCUGAAGGACCAGUACAACAACUAUGUCGUUGAUGUUGCCGAAGCUUUCCGCGGCCGCGGUCUCAAGGUUCCUCUUGUGGACGAGUUUGAGGAGGUGCCAGUCGGAAAGAAGGGCAAGGGCCAGAAGAUCAUCACCAAGCGCAAGACCAAGAUGCUUCCCAAGGCUAGAGUCGCGAAGAAGACAAGGAAUUCCAAGGCUCAUAAGCGCGUCCGCUUUAUGAUGGAUGAGGAGGAUGAUGAAGACGGACCCAUUCGUCGUUUGACACCUACCGGGACGGUCGCCGAUACAGAGGAGCUGCAGACCGAGAAUGCCUGCGCUGAUAAGAAUGGUGUCCAAUCGUCACCUGAGCGUGCUGACAGUCUCAUGGGCGAUUCCCCAUCUGAUCAGUUCGUCUUCAAGCAGACAGCAGAGGGUCUCGCACUCGUAUUUAGCCCUGACACCCCACUCAACUCCACCGAAGAUCACUUUGGACUCGGUACACUCACCAGCAUGGUCGAAGCCACUUCUGAAACCGACAUGCUGAGCAAGACCGCCUGGUCGUUCAGUCCUUGCGACGGUUCUAUACUUGAUCAGCGUAGCGCUCGUCCAGCUCAGGAGGAUCUCUUCGUGUCUAGCCAGAGUGAGCAAGAAGAGGAAAUUUCGAUCUGA
Molecule: messenger RNA, 999 nt
Organism: Aureobasidium subglaciale EXF-2481
Lineage: Eukaryota; Fungi; Ascomycota; Dothideomycetes; Dothideales; Saccotheciaceae
Exons: 2
Coding region: 1-999 (332 amino acids)
Source: RefSeq, a predicted model, not a curated record